Molecule: messenger RNA, 914 nt
Organism: Erythranthe guttata (spotted monkey flower)
Lineage: Eukaryota; Viridiplantae; Streptophyta; Magnoliopsida; Lamiales; Phrymaceae
Product: lachrymatory-factor synthase
Source: RefSeq, a predicted model, not a curated record
CUUUUUGAAUAAAUAAUGUACAACAUGAGGCAAUUUCAACGUAUAGGACAAAAAAAAGAAAAUCAGUAAAUAAAAAAUGAAGCAGUACCAAUAUAAUGCAUGUAAAAAAUACUCCAAGUGUGAGAAUAAUAUUGCUAGAGCAUCCAAUACGAGCUGGUCAACUUAUUCAUUAAUAAUUUUAAUUUAAUUACUUAAUAUAUGUAGCCUCUUUCUUCAUGCUAUAUAUAACACUUCACACCAUUAACUAAUCUCUAGUGGUUUAUUUUUCUUUACAAAAAAAAAAAUAAAAAAAAUCUCCGACUAAUUAAUGGCAGCAGAAGAAGAUGUUAUUGAGCUUAAAUGGGAAGGAAAAGUGAUUGCUAAACUGAACAAGGCCACACCACAAGAGGUGUGGCUUCUCCUAGAGGAUUUCUGCAGUUUCCACAAGUGGCUUCCAACAAUCGACACAUGCUACAAAGUCGUCGACGACGACGACGAGGGCCUCGUCCGCUACUGCGCCGCCACUACUCCGGCGCCGUCCGGCGGCGGCGGCGGGGGGGUUGUGAAGUGGUGCCAUGAAAAGCUCCUGGAUGUUGACCCGGUAGGUAUGAGAUUAAGCUAUGAGGUUUUAGACAACAACAUGGGAUUAAAGUCGUACAGGUCAACGAUAAAGGUAGUGCCAGCUGGAGUAAUCAACGGUGGAGAUGAAGGCACGGAUGGGUGCCAGAUCGAAUGGUCAUUCUUGGCUGACCCGAUUGAUGGUUUGAGUUACGAUGAAAUGGUUAAUUAUCUGGAUGUCAGUCUUCAAGGCAUGGCACUGAAUAUGGAGAAAGCAUUAUUGGAUUCCUCUUUAAUGGAAAAAAAAUAUUCCUCUUAAUGGAAUAAUAUGUAUUGGAAUUUAAAUGGAUUUCAAUUAAUUAUUGCCUUUAGCUGUG